Pelagomonas calceolata is the source of this 1042-nucleotide messenger RNA. The record is from the annotation of a GenBank genome assembly. Lineage: Eukaryota; Pelagophyceae; Pelagomonadales; Pelagomonadaceae.
GCCUGGAGCCGUGGACUGGGUACUUUCGUGGGGGUGCGUGCACCCAUCAGCCUCGGAGCCCCGGAAUCACAGAGACACGCAUCGAUGCAGCGCGUCUUCGACUGAAGCCUAGACUGCACCCAUUGUGACUACAAGCAGCGACGCAGCUUCUACAUAUACUAGACUGGUCGCCGCGCGAGUUCGAGCAACUUCUGCGCGCCGGGCGCCGCGCGCGAACACGCAGAGUUUGAACCUCGCAACACAUCAACUACAACCGCGCGCGCGCGGCAUGGCCGCGCUCGCGCAGCGCUGCCAGGCCAUCGCCGCCGCCCCGGAAGCGCAGCCCGCGCGCAUCGUGAGCCUCAACAGCCUCGACAAGCUCGACGACGCUGACGCUCUGUGCAGAACGUCUCCGGUGACCGUCGCGACCGGCGCCGCCGCCCUCGAGCGCGCGUCGACGCCGCCGCCGUCGCCACCAAAAACAACGACGACCUACGUCGAGGGCGCCGUCUCCGUCUUGGCGCGCUGCCGCAGCGGCCCGAAGCUCCAGUGGCGGCCCGCGGCGUUCUCGGUCGACCGAGUUCACGGAAACUUGCGCAUCUUCCGCAGUGAUGAAGAAAGACGCGCGUGGCACGCGCACCGCCACGACAACAUCGCGAAGUUUCACCUCUCCCUGUCCGGCGAACAUGCCGUCUCGCCCGUCAUCAACGCCGACGCGCCGCCGUCGCCGCCGCGCGGCCGCGUGCGCUUCCGCCGCGUGCUCGCCGACGUGCGCGAGGAGACGUCGUCCGACGAGGGCGACGAGAGCGUCUCGUCGCUGCCGCCGACGCCGCUCUCGACGCGGACGGAGCGCUACUGCACCUUCUCCGUGACGAAGGGCGGCGCGCCGCUCCUCAAAUUCGCGGCGCCGCCCUGGCGCCGCCGCGACCUCGACGCGCUGCACGGCGCGCUCGCGGCCGUCGCGGGCGCCGUCGCGGUCGUGCCGCCGUGAGAGGACCUGUCUGAUUACCCCCUUCUUCCCCCCCUAUCCGCUCGUGGUGUUGUAAGGCGGCGGUGUUUUUUA